Molecule: messenger RNA, 1287 nt
Organism: Loxodonta africana (African savanna elephant)
Lineage: Eukaryota; Metazoa; Chordata; Mammalia; Proboscidea; Elephantidae
Gene: UBTFL1
Product: upstream binding transcription factor like 1
Exons: 2
Coding region: 1-1287 (428 amino acids)
Source: RefSeq, a predicted model, not a curated record
AUGGUGCAGUGGGAUUCACAGCCUGUGAAGCAACACAGCUACAGUUGGUUUGGUACAUGGCUCAAAGACCUAAAAAUGUCAUUGCCUAAAGCUCAAGACCACUGGUCUGAAGAGGACAUACUGAUGUUACUGGAAAGCAUGGAGAAUAACCUCUCACCCAGUGACAAGCAAAAGUUCAAAACAACCCAGUCACGUAUGAACUGGGAAAAGGUAGCUUUUAGAGGUUUUACUGGAGAAAUGUGCAAAAACAAAUGGUUAGAGAUUCCUUAUACUUUGAGGAAAUCUUGCACUUUGAAAGAAUUAGUCCUGGAAGCUCAGGAACAUGUUAAAAAACUCUCCAAAAACAAAAAAUUCAAGACACAUCCAGACUUCCCCAAGAAGCCCUUGACUACUUAUUUCCGCUUCUUCAAGGAGAAGUGUUCCCAGUACUCCCAAGUGUACCCUGAGCUGAGCAACCAGGAGCUGACCAAGGUUCUAGCCAAGAAAUAUAAAGAGCUCCCAGAGAAGAUGAAACUAAAAUAUAUUCAUGAUUUCCAGAAGGAGAGACAGGAAUUUGAAGAAAAACUAGCUCAAUUCAAGAAAGACCACCCUGAUCUCAUCCAGAGCAGCAAGAGAUCUAUUGUCCCCAAGAGGCACCGAACUGAAACCCAAAAGAGUUCUCUGGGAAAUAGGAACAAAAUGGGGUCUUCUCUGGAGAAUGGUGACUUUUCCAAGCAGAUGAAAUUCCAUGGAGAGCCCGAGAAGCCCCCCAUGAAUGGAUACCACAAGUUCCACCAGGAUAUGUGGUUAAGGAGGGAGCUGCAAUAUGUGCCCAUGAGAGAGCGCAGGGUGGAGAUUAGCAGACACUGGCAGCACAUCCCACAGAGCCUGAAGGACCAUUAUAAGAACCUGGCUGAGGAGCUGCAGAAACAGUACAAGGUGGACCUGGAUCUCUGGCUCAGGAGCCUGUCUCCUGAAGAAUAUGCAGCAUACAGAAAUGUAACCUAUUCUAUGGGCAAGAAUAUGAGCAAACUCAGAGAGGUGUCUCUGCAGUGCCCAUCAGUGAAGUGUUUGCAAGAAGGGCCUAGAGAGGAAUGGGAGCUACAGGUUCCAGGCACAGAUUCACCAGAAACUAUUCAAGUCAGUCAUCAUCCUCCAUGGGGGUCAGCACAAAAUAAGAAGGAAGAUGGGCAAGUGGUGGAAGGCAGUGACUCCUCAGACUCUAGCAGUGAGGAUGAGGAUAGAGAUGAGGGGUCUGAAGACAGCGACUCCAGCUCAUCUUCCUCAGAAGAUUCAGACUCCAACUGA